CGUGGCUCGAGUGUUUUGGUGUUGUCGGUUGAUGAUAAGCAAUCCCCACACAUAAAUUCUUUCCUAUAGCAAUAAACAAUACUAAAAGCCUGAUAAGGAAUGUCAGUCACUGACCCGUUAAUAAAGGAUUUAAAAGGUUUCGUUCAGCAUUUUUUAACACUCGCUAAUGAAAACGUCAAAAUAGUGGACAACGACUUUUACUUCGUCUCAUUUGCCCAAACUUUGGAGAAAAUUUUCAAUAAAGGCAUCAUCAGGCAACAAAAUACGAAAUAUUUCAACAGAACUAUCGAUCCUUACGUUUGGAUGGUGAGUCUAGCUAAAUCCAACGCCGAAGCAAACUUGACCUACUCAAGCUGCGUUGAAAACGUAAGAAUUAGAAAAGACAUUCAAAGUAACGAUGGGAGGUUUAGGCUUCUGAUAAAAUAUUGUUUGGCAAGGAGAAUUGUGCAUGUACCGGUGGAACUGUUGGUGAAAACUAGAGAGGUGCAUUACUUGUAUUCGACGGAUUCAAUCAUCGGAGACGAAAUAUUAUCGGAAAUAUUUCUGUCUGCAUUGAAACCGGUCUCAAAAAUACCAUUCAUUUUUAAAUUAACCAACUCGUCGUUUUUAGACUGCACUUGGUAUAUCCCGAGAAUAUUGGAUUUUGAGUUAGUACCGUGCAAAAAUUUGGGAAUCAGCGUGAGUUUUUCGCAAGAAAGGGCCGUUAUAGUCGACGUCCAGCCAAACAGCGUCGCCGCCGAAUAUGCAGGCAUCAAGAUCGGUGACGUCUUAGACAAAUUGAAUGGAAUUCAGAUUGACUCGUCAACAAAAGGUCGUUUAGGAGAAAUUAUGAAACGCAAUAAAAGCAAACCGGUAUCUAUAAAAAUCGUCAAAGCUUACGAUACGGAUUCCAACUCCAUUUUCGAACCAAUAGAGAAACUGUUUAAAGAGUUGAAAAUUGAUGUUGCACUGGUGAAGAGGCAAUACUGUGAUAAUAAAAUCGAGAAAACUACCACUUCUUCAUCCAGCGUAUCUGGGUUUGCAGUUAAGUACUUGGCAAAGAUGUGCGUUGGGUCAUUGGGCAGCGUUAGACAAAUUCAAAAGGCAUUAAAGUGUUUAAAAGACAACCGAUCGUUCGAUGAUAUAACAACGAUCGAAAGAUUUGCGGUGAACGUCGGACUAGAAAUCGGCGAAAUGGGACUUAAAUUGAGAGACAAGGAAAAAGCAGAAGUUGUUCUGGAACAUUCGUACAUGAAAAUAUCUGCUUGCGGGAAUAUACCGUCUAUGCCAAAGCUGUUCGGUUACUGCGCCGGAGAAGAAAAUUGCGACGUUGCCGACAGAUUUUGUUGUUAUAUUUUCGAAGCCUCUACCAACGAACACUCCGAGACGAUCUUGCAAAGCAUAGGACAAGGAUUUCAUAGGACUCAUUAUGCAGUUUAAUUGUAUACUUGAAUCUUGAUGAUACUAUUCGUUUACAUUUGUAUCGUUUUAUUUAGCUGAGAAAUGUACAUUGAAAAUUAUUGUAUUAAUUUAUGACAUGGUG
This is a messenger RNA of Cylas formicarius (sweet potato weevil), 1522 nucleotides long. RefSeq lists its product as uncharacterized. The coding region runs from base 100 to 1419 and encodes 439 amino acids. The record is from RefSeq and is a predicted model, not a curated record. The transcript is spliced from 9 exons. NCBI's taxonomy places the organism in Eukaryota, Metazoa, Arthropoda, Insecta, Coleoptera, Brentidae. Gene Ontology annotation, molecular function: protein binding.